This is a messenger RNA of Chenopodium quinoa (quinoa), 2763 nucleotides long. Its product is annotated as probable metal-nicotianamine transporter YSL7. The coding region runs from base 404 to 2482 and encodes 692 amino acids. Gene Ontology annotation, molecular function: oligopeptide transmembrane transporter activity. The transcript has 6 exons. Gene Ontology annotation, cellular component: membrane. The record is from RefSeq and is a predicted model, not a curated record. Lineage: Eukaryota; Viridiplantae; Streptophyta; Magnoliopsida; Caryophyllales; Amaranthaceae.
AUAUAAGGCGUAAAUAAGACUAAAUGGGUCCCGAACCCAAAGUAACUUUUAGCCCCAUCCAUUAUAAAUUUAUAAUCGGUCAUAUUACACAUUUUACACACACGUCCACACGUCCAAGUUCAAAAAUUGCAAUGUUUAAAAACAAAAAAAAAAAAAAGUUCAAAAAUUGCAAAACAUACAGCAAAAAUUUACAGGUUCACCAAUUCACACUUUCCGUUGACCAUUUUUCUUCUUUCUAAACCCAAAUUUCAAAAUUAGAUAUUAUCAUUACACCACUCAAAAUGAACUUCUUCCAAUCCGAAAACAGCUCAUUCACCUCAUCAUACCUCCAUCUUCCUAUAUAUCCCCCUUCCUCCUUUUAGAUCCGCAUUUUCUCUCUCCUCCACAACCACCUUCAUCAACCAUGGACAUCGAGAAAGCCGCGCCGGAAACCUCCCCUAACAACCUCCACCAUCGCCACAACCACCGCGAUUCCUACGCCGCCUCCGACGCCGGCGACGCUACCACCGACGCAACACCGUCGGUGGAGAAGAUGUUUUCCGGCAAAGUAGUACCGACAUGGCGGAAUCAGCUGACUCUUCGAGCUUUUGUUGUUAGCUUGAUUCUCAGCGUUUUGUUUACCUUCAUUGUUUUGAAGCUUAAUCUUACGACUGGUGUGAUUCCGUCGCUAAAUGUUUCGGCUGGAUUGUUAGGGUUCUUCUUUGUUAAAACUUGGACGAAGUUUCUGGAAAAAUUUGGGGUUCUUAAACAGCCGUUUACUCGUCAGGAGAAUACUGUUAUUCAGACUUGCGUUGUUGCGUCUUCUGGAAUUGCGUUUUCCGGAGGUUUUGGCAGUUACAUUCUUGCAAUGAGUUCAAAGAUUGCAAUCAUGGGAGACAGAGGCUUUCAACAUGACACAAAGGACCCUCGUCUGGGAUGGAUGAUUGGGUUUCUCUUUGUUGUUAGCUUUCUUGGUCUGUUUUCAGUUGUCCCUCUCCGGAAGAUUAUGAUUAUUGACUUCAAACUUAUAUAUCCUAGUGGGACUGCUACUGCCCACCUAAUCAACAGCUUUCACACCCCAAAGGGAGCCAAAUUAGCCAAGAAGCAGGUAAAGACUUUAGGCAAGUUUUUCACAUUCAGCUUCUUGUGGGCUUUCUUCCAAUGGUUCUUCACAGGAGGAGAUACAUGUGGAUUUACAAAUUUUCCGACUUUUGGCCUGAAAGCCUUUAGCUACAAGUUCUACUUUGAUUUCUCAGCAACUUAUGUAGGUGUGGGUAUGAUAUGCCCAUAUCUUAUUAACAUAUCUUUGCUACUUGGAGCAAUAUUAUCAUGGGGAAUCAUGUGGCCCCUUAUAGAGACGAGGAAGGGUGUCUGGUAUGAUGCAAGCCAAACAAAAACCAUGCACGGUUUGCAAGGUUACCAGAUAUUUAUUGCCAUAGCUAUUAUCCUUGGUGAUGGACUCUACAACUUUAUUAAAGUCUUUGGGCGCACAAUUUUUGGUUUGUACAAGCAAUUUCAGGCCAAAGAUACUGGCACGAUUCUUCCUUCUGAACAUUCAGAUCCUGAUGACUCGACAUCAGAGUCAUAUGAUGAUCAACGGAGAACUCAGUAUUUCCUCAAGGACCAAAUCCCAAAUUGGGUUGCUGUAUGUGGCUAUGUUGCCAUCGCCACAGUAUCUAUCAUUACACUGCCUCACAUCUUCCAUAGUCUCAAGUGGUACCACGCUCUAGUCAUGUAUAUUAUUGCACCAAUGUUGGCCUUCUGUAAUGCUUAUGGGUGCGGGCUUACUGACUGGUCCCUAGCAUCAACCUAUGGAAAAUUGGCUAUCUUUGUUAUUGGUGCCUGGGCUGGGGCUUCGCAGGGUGGGAUUGUCGCUGGACUAGCAGCCUGUGGGGUCAUGAUGAAUAUUGUUGCCACAGCAUCAGAUCUUUCCCAAGACUUCAAAACAGGAUACAUGACACUAGCAUCUCCCAGGUCAAUGUUUGUGAGUCAAAUAGUAGGUACAGCAAUGGGUUGUAUUAUCUCUCCUUCUGUCUUUUGGCUUUUCUACAAGGCCUUCCCUGAUAUAGGCGAGCAUAAUUCACAGUAUAAGGCACCAUAUGCCUCUAUAUACAGGAGCAUGGCCACUCUUGGAGUUGAGGGAUUCGGUACAUUGCCAAAAAAUUGUCUGACACUAUGCUUGAUAUUCUUCGCUGGAGCUGUGGCCAUCAACGGGAUCAGAGACUUUGUGGGGGAUAGAUGGGCAAGAUUUAUACCAAUUCCAAUGGCUAUGGCUAUUCCUUUCUUCAUCGGAGGUUACUUUACCAUUGACAUGUGUGUUGGUAGCUUAAUACUUUUCUUAUGGCAGUGGACUAACAAAGCCAAUGCUGACGCAUUUGGACCUGCAGUUGCUUCUGGGUUGAUUUGUGGGGAUGGAAUAUGGACUCUGCCAAGUUCUAUGCUUGCUUUGGCUGGUAUUAAACCACCCCUCUGCCUCCAGGUUGUUCCUAGGUUACACAGUUGAAAAUUUUACGAUUUCUUUCUUGUCAUAGGUGCAAUUACUGUUAUAUAGGUUUACUAGCUAUACCAAUUGUAGAUUCUUGUAAGCUGUUUUAAAUCUGAACACUAUGAGAGUGAGGGAUAGCUUAAGUGGUUAGAGUUCCCCUUCCGGUUUCUGGUGAUCUUGGGAUCGAUUCUCAUCCCUCGCCCUUGUGGCUCUCUUAACACCAAAAAAAAAGAAAAAUCUGAACACUAUAUACGUUAAACUCUAUAUGUACUUUUUUGAAGGAAAAACUCUUAUAUCUA